UUUAACGCGGCCAACAUAACUCUUCUGUGCAUCAACAAUACACCAAACACUAUCUGUGUGUUAUUGAGUUAUAGUCGAUAUGUAUAUCAAAGUGAUUGGUCGCGUGAAUCUUGAAUAAAGAAAUUGUUAUCUAUUUUGUAUAAUUUUUUUGAUAAGGAAGAUGCGCCUCUAUAAAUAUCGGUUCCUGAAACGUUUCGAAUCAGUUUCGUUUAAAGUGCACUGUAGUGGUUUUUAUUGGAAUUGUGUCUACGGAAUUUGAUACUAAAAUGUGGAAGAACAGUUUCAAACUGCUCUCCAUAACAUUAUUGUUAUCAUCAAUAAUUGCUUCAAUCAGCGGAUAUCAAAUUGGUGUUGGUAUUGCUGAUUGUACAGGACCAGCUGCAGGUGUAAACUUUAUGGGUUAUGCUCAAUUGGCACAAAAAGGUGCUGGAAUUCAUUUAAGACAAUUCGCUCGAGCUUUUAUUAUUGGAGAUGGGACAAAAAGAGUGGCUUUCGUCAGCGUUGACGUUGGAAUGAUCGGUUACGGAUUAAGAGAGGCCGUUAUUGAAAAUUUGUCAAAAGUUUAUGGGGACACUUACAACAUUCAAAACGUGAUUAUUAGUGGAACUCACACUCACGGAACACCUGGAGGAUUUAUGCAACACUUUAUGUUUGACGUCACCGUUCUUGGAUUUGUUAAACAAACCUAUGAUGGUUACGUUGAAGGAAUUACCAGAGCUAUUACUAAGGCACACGAAAAUAUUGUUAAUGGAAAAGUUAUUCUUAAUAAUGGAAUUCUUUUGGAUAGUAACAUCAAUAGGAGUCCGGCUUCUUAUUUACAAAAUCCCGAAUCAGAAAGAUCACAAUAUGAUUACAACGUUGAUAAAGACAUGUAUCAAUUAAAAUUCGUCGAUAACUCCGACAACAUACUCGGCCUUAUUAAUUGGUUCCCGGUGCACCCAGUGUCCAUGAAUAACACCAACCACUUAAUCACCUCGGAUAACGUCGGUUACGCAGCCCUUUUAAUGGAAAAACACUUAAAUAAUAACGCAUUCCCAGGAGAGGGCAAAAUUGUUUCCGCUUUCGCGUCAACAAAUCUUGGUGACGUUUCACCAAACACGAAAGGCCCAAUUUGUAUUGAUACUGGUCUUCCAUGCGAUGAAGUAGCAAGUUCUUGUGGUGGAACUGUAACUAAUUGCAUUGCCUCAGGUCCUGGUGAAGAUAUGUUCGAAAGCACGGAAAUUAUUGCCACGAAUAUGUACACGAAGGCUUUAGAAUUAAUGUCUGGGGCAAAUGCGCGCGAAGUAACCGGAUCAGUUAAUGUUAUUCAUCAAUUUGUUGAUAUGCCGUCGCAAACCGCUCAAUACACGCUUGGAGAUGGUUCCACGAUUACCGGUAAGGGUUGUAAUUCAGCUAUGGGUUACAGUUUCGCUGCAGGAACAACAGAUGGACCUGGAGAAUUCGAUUUUGUACAAGGUAUGACUGGUGAAGGAACUUCUUUAUGGAAUAUGGUGAGAUCAAUCUUAGCGAAACCUUCACAAGAAGAUAUUGAUUGUCACGCUCCCAAACCAAUUUUAUUGGCGACGGGUCAAAUGAAAGAUCCUUAUGAGUGGCAACCUAAAAUCGUUUCGACGCAAUUGGCAAUGAUCGGAAAUGUUGCAAUCGCAGCCGUUCCCGGUGAAUUUACUACGAUGGCCGGCAGGCGAUUAAAGAACGUUAUUAAGAAUGUAAUGACAACGAAUGGUGCUGGAGCGGAAUCUACUGUUAUCCUUGCCGGAUUGUCGAAUCAUUACACCGAUUAUAUUACUACUUACGAAGAAUAUCAAUUGCAACGUUAUGAAGGUGCAUCAACAGUUUAUGGUCCACAUACACACGGAAUUUAUCUUUCGCAAUAUCAAAAAUUGGCUACCGCUUUGUUGAACGGUGGAAGUUUAGAUAGCGGACCAACCCCACAUUCUUUCGACACAUCGAAGCUUUUAAGUUUAGUUGCGCCAGUUCUUUUGGAUACACCUGAUUUGGAUAAUGAUUUUGGUACUUGCAAGACACAGCCGGCUAAAACUGCGAGUAUUGGAGAUACAGUUUCGGCUGUUUUUGUUGCUGGUCAUCCAAGAAAUGAUUUAAAACACGGUAGCACUUUCUUAACGGUUGAAAGACAAGACGGUGAUUAUUGGACGGUUGUUGCUAAUGAUGCUAUGUGGGAAACAAAGUUCAAGUGGGAACGUACUUAUUUGGCGACCCAAGAAGUAACCAUCGAAUGGACUAUUCCAGAAGGAACAUCGCCCGGAACUUACAGGAUUCGUCACUUUGGAAAAUCUAAGUCUUUGUUCGCAGCCCCGGUUGAAUACAUCGGGGUUUCAAACACUUUUCAAGUUGCUUAAUUAAGAGUUUAUUUUAGUUUUCUUAUAACUUCUUUUAUUACGACGAUUUCAAUUCUUGCCUUUUCUUUGUAAAUAAAUGUUAAAAAAAAUAGAGAAUACCAAAUAAAAAAUUGCAAUUAAAUGAAA
Messenger RNA from Onthophagus taurus, 2483 nucleotides. Its product is annotated as neutral ceramidase. Gene Ontology annotation, cellular component: extracellular region. The record is from RefSeq and is a predicted model, not a curated record. NCBI's taxonomy places the organism in Eukaryota, Metazoa, Arthropoda, Insecta, Coleoptera, Scarabaeidae. Gene Ontology annotation, biological process: ceramide catabolic process; long-chain fatty acid biosynthetic process; sphingosine biosynthetic process. Gene Ontology annotation, molecular function: N-acylsphingosine amidohydrolase activity.